GACCGGCAAUAUAGCAUGGUCUUCUUCCUAGGCGCAGCCUUGUGAACACUCCGUUUCCUUUUCCUCCUCCCAUCCGCAAAGGAAGAACUGAAGCUUUGACUUGGUUCUGCCAUGGCCGAGAAACCUGAACCGGUUCGGGUACUAUACUGCUCUGUGUGCAGUUUGCCCCCUGAGUACUGCGAAUUCGGACCUGAUUUCAACAAAUGCAAGCCCUGGUUGAUCCAAAACGUACCGGACCUUUACCCGGAUCUUCUUAAAGAGUUUAAUGAAAAGGAAGCUGAUAAAGUUGCUGAGAAGUUGCAAAAUAGCAGUAUAGCUUCUGAGGCUAGUGAUGGAGCUGCCACCUCAGCACCCAAGCAAGAAGAAGCAAAACGUCUUCCAGGUGGAAAGAUGAAGAAAAAGGAUAAGCAAGAGGUUGUUAUUGAAAAGAUCAUACGAAACAGACGAAAAUGCAUCACAACUGUGAAAGGACUUGACCUUUUUGGUGUCAAACUCAGUGAUGCUUCUAAGAAACUUGGGAAAAAGUUUGCAACAGGAGCCUCUGUUGUGAAGGGACCGACGGAGAAAGAGCAAAUUGACGUUCAAGGGGAUAUAUCAUAUGACAUUGUGGAGUUCAUUACUGAAACAUGGCCUGAUGUACCAGAAACUGCGAUUUUCUUUAUAGAAGAUGGCAAAAAAGUUCCAGCUGUUUGACUUUGAAAUCUGAAAUAUGCUCCUUUUCACAACUGUAAUCUUGAAGGAAUGGGCUGAUGAACUUAUCGGUGAAUUUGAACAAUGUCAGUGGCCUAUGAGGUCCCUUCCCUUAUUAGUGUAUCUUGAAUGAUUCUCUAAUGAGUAUAUGCUUGUUGUCAGAAUCAUAGUGAUCUUGAAUAGAAGGGGUGUGUAUAAAAGCAAAUGAGCAGGGAUUAGUUUCCUUCAUAUUUGUAUCCGCACCAUGGUUUUUGGUCAAUUGAAAGAUGCUUAGGAUAUUUUCUGCUGGACAAAUUUUCUAAUUUUAUAUUUGAAAAAAGCAUAAA
This is a messenger RNA of Neltuma alba, 1016 nucleotides long. Its product is annotated as translation machinery-associated protein 22. Lineage: Eukaryota; Viridiplantae; Streptophyta; Magnoliopsida; Fabales; Fabaceae. Gene Ontology annotation, molecular function: mRNA binding; translation initiation factor activity. Bases 112 to 693 code for a protein of 193 amino acids. The transcript is spliced from 7 exons. Gene Ontology annotation, biological process: formation of translation preinitiation complex; translation reinitiation. The record is from RefSeq and is a predicted model, not a curated record.